Cryptotermes secundus is the source of this 833-nucleotide messenger RNA. RefSeq lists its product as uncharacterized. Gene Ontology annotation, cellular component: chitin-based extracellular matrix. Gene Ontology annotation, molecular function: structural constituent of chitin-based larval cuticle. The record is from RefSeq and is a predicted model, not a curated record. NCBI's taxonomy places the organism in Eukaryota, Metazoa, Arthropoda, Insecta, Blattodea, Kalotermitidae. The transcript is spliced from 4 exons. The coding region runs from base 94 to 579 and encodes 161 amino acids.
UUUGAAGUGAAGAGCAUACUAACAUCACUGAAGAGCUGUCGAAUUCUUGAUGUCCCUAUAUGGCAUAUUUACUACGCGUGUGUUUACGAAGUAAUGCGUUGUUAUGCAGAAUGUAACGUAAUCUUAGCAACUGGUCACAUCUCGCUGGGAAUACUCGGCAUCAACAGGAACACGUCAAUGGCUGCAUUAAGGCUACUGAUACUUAUACUUGGAGGAUCAAGCAUAUGCUGCCUAACUCUUCAGCAUCGCUACCGAACUCCAGUACCGAUUCCAGCAAAUGCUGAGGUGCACUUCAAGACCCUUAAUACUAUCGAUGGUUCCUACCAUUUUGGUUAUGACACUGGGCUAAUGCGGUAUCAGUCCUUCCGAGAGGAGGUUCGAGAUCCUACUGGAAGAAUCAAAGGAAAGUUUGGUUUCAUAGAUCCAAGGGGACUUUUGAGGAUCACUGAAUACACAGCUGAUAAGCUUGGCUAUCGGGCCAAACAAACAAUUCAUUAUUUGGUGAAAAAGGAAAAAAAUUUACCCAUCAUCGGUCCAAUUCCAUCAUCACUUAGCAGAAAGAGACUAUCACAGUAUUAAAAAGACAAAAAAUCAGCAGAGAAACUACCUCAUCAGGUGUUAUUGAAACACCAUCAGUUACGUGCUAUGAGGUCUGACUGAAACAUAUUUUGGGAGGCGGGGAUUAUUUCAUGAUGAUGUUGGUAUCUCAGACUAUAUAUAUAGUGUCAAAUCAUGAAUGACUGGUGAAUAAUGAAUUGGAAAGGACUGGAGGAAGCAGUCAUGGCCUAAUCCAGGUAGGAUCCCAGCAUUUGCUGCGGGGACUGAGGAAAUAU